Molecule: messenger RNA, 4260 nt
Organism: Diaporthe batatas
Lineage: Eukaryota; Fungi; Ascomycota; Sordariomycetes; Diaporthales; Diaporthaceae
Exons: 4
Coding region: 2267-3406 (379 amino acids)
Biological process (GO): peptidyl-serine phosphorylation
Cellular component (GO): cAMP-dependent protein kinase complex; nucleus
Molecular function (GO): cAMP-dependent protein kinase activity; ATP binding
Source: RefSeq, a predicted model, not a curated record
CAACCCUUGGAACCCUUGGGAACCAGGGGCCCACUGUCUCGUGUGGAUCCUCAUACGCAGGCAGCCAGGGCAGCCCAACGAACCCUGGAGCCCUGGGGCCCUGGGGCCCUGAAGCCAUCGACUGACUGACCUGCCCACACCUCGAAAGCCCAUCAGGCUCACCUCGUGCUCACUCACACUGGCUGCUGCUUGCCAUUCAUUGCCCCAUUGCUCCAUGCUUAAGUACCUAGGUACCUACUCUAUACCUGCAUACUGCCUAUCAACAUUCAUCCAAGACGCAUGAGCAGGAGCCUGGCCGGCCGCAGCUCGAGUCGUUUCAGCAUCGUCAGUCGCGUGGGCAGCGAGCACAGAUCAAGUGCGCGCUCCCGAGCCGGCCCUCGAGGCCCCGCUAUGCUGAUUCACCACUGAAGCGGCUUGUGGCCGACGUCCACGGCCGAUCUCCCAUCGGACUCAGAUCUGCUCCAUUCUUGCCGUGGGCCAUGGUCGUACGGGACAUGGGCAGUAAUCUGCCCAAGUGCCGAGGCUGCCAGUGUCCUCCCACUCAAUUGGAUCUGCGACACUGCAUCUGUCCCCGGGACGAGAAUGACAUGCUUUGCAUCCCGGCACAGACCUGAUGCUACCUUGCCGUGCUCUGCCUCUGUCCAGGCUGGGAACAUGAUAUUCUCGUGUAACACAGACUCGACAUGGCAGCAUGGAAGGGCGAGAGAGUACGUACAAUUGAUCAAUCUGACGCUGCUAGCUCCUGUCACAAGACAACCACGCGAUACUGUGUACCCCGGGCCGGGGGGAAUGGAGGAGGGAGGAGGGCGCCAGGGCGCCAGGGCGCCUCGUCUGCCUGUCUCUAAACCGCAAAAGGACCGAGGCUGAGUACGACGGCCUCGUGGGCAGACUCGCGGCAGGCCGGGACUAUCCAGCCAUGCUCGUUGUGGUUGUGGGCCCCUUUUUUCAUUGAGCAGCACACUGGUCCCUCCUUCAUCUACUGUGGUAUAGUAGUAGGAUGGAGUACUCCGUUGGCUGUCUCGUAUGUCAUCCCGUGCCCCAGAGUCAUCCGAAGCGUCGGUCCCGCUAUUCCAGGUCGAGCAUCCCGGCCCAGCGACGCCUCCAAGGCGGCCUGGCGGCAGGACAAGAGGCCCAGACGAGAGCGAAGGGGGCAUACUGUGUAGGUGCCCAGGUGGUGUGCGAGGGUGAUCUCAUAUCGGCUCCCCCCACGUGCUGGCUCUGCGUCCUGGUCCCUCACUCCGCGCGCCGCUCAAGAGGGAAGUUCAGAAUUAGGUUUGCGAUCGAUCUGCAGCCCGUGACGUCAAAUCUCUCGCUGUUCCGGCCCUUCUCUUGCACGAUAAGCGCGGCGAACAGCCACUCGAUUCGAUUCCCUGGCACCAGAGUCCCUGGCACCAGAUUCCCUGGCACCGGCGCAGAAAUAAGCAGCGGUUCCCUAGGCUCUCGCUCACAAUCCCCUCUGCGCCAAUAUCCAGUCCACAAUUUCGCAGGACUACCGCAGAUCCAGUUACGAAACGCAUCCUACGCCGGGACACCCACUCUGCCCCGGCUAGGCCUUGUGUCACCGAGGGUAGCAUUUGACUUCUGCUCGCCUCCCAUCCCACCUACAUAGUUCCUUACAUGGUCCCUUUUUGCAGACACAUAUUAUUCCUGGACUGUCCGCCUCUCGACCGACCAGACCCUGUUGUCAGCACUCUGACGGUCACACUUCCUACCGCCCCUACUCCGGCCCUAUUCCGACGAGCUGGCCCAACAACAAGCAGUCUAAUAAGCGAUGACCAGGCAGACAAUGCCAGUCAAAUGUUGUUGAUCCUCCAGCCCCCGCUUUGAUCAGCACAAACACUUGCCGCCCAAGACCUCCCAGCGUGCAUACCGCAUGCCAACGACUCAAAGAGACUGACUGGACAGCGCCUGGUGUCUGUCUCUCCAUCUGACGUCUCACAAUCCAGCGCCGUUGCAACGGCCCCGGCGACCAACGCAACACACAGACCGACGUUACUUGCGCCGCCCGGCCCUUGCUAAUUAUACCAAGGCGCCGAGCGCGCAGUCCGGAACCGGGUGCGGAAUUGUGUACGAGGCUGCAGGGACGCCCUCGCGCUCAACCCCCCCCCCCCCUUCUAGCAGCCAUUGGUCUCGUCGGGUGUGGUUGCCCCUGACCGACGCCGUAGAGCAGACUUCUGCUCCGUUGCGACUCUUCAGGUAGCAGCGGCGCAGGCCAAGUCUCACAAGAUCUCGCCAGACCCGUGGUUCGCUCCCUCCAGGUCGCAAAAUGGCCGCGACAGUGGCCCAGGUGCCCGCGACAGUGGGCCACACAGGUGCAAAUCGGAAUCUGGACAAGGCGCAGUCCAUGAGCGGCAUAGUGGUCCCUGGAGCGCCCCAUGAUGCAUCAAAGACAUCCAGAAAACUGCAGCUGGACGACUUUGCGAAAGUGCGAACUCUAGGCACGGGCACAUUCGCUCGCGUAUGUCUCGUACGAUUGGCGAACCCAAACAACGAGGCAGAGCGGACAAGGGUAUUUGCGCUCAAGAUCCUACGGAAAACAGAAGUCAUCAAACUGAAGCAGAUCGACCACGUCCGUCAUGAGCGGGCGAUCCUGGGUGAGGUGAGCGGCCACCCCUUCAUAACCAACCUCCUGGCCUCCUUCUCCGACCGCGACUCGCUCUACCUCCUCCUCGACUACGUGCCCGGCGGCGAGCUGUUCUCCUACCUCCGCAAGUUCCGCCGCUUCGACGAGAAGAUGGCGCGCUUCUACGCCGCCGAGAUCGUCCUGGUCCUCGAGUACCUGCACGAGCAGCAGGGCGGCGUCGCCUACCGGGACCUGAAGCCCGAGAACCUGCUCCUGGACGAGGAAGGGCACAUCAAGCUCGUGGACUUUGGCUUCGCAAAGAGGCUCGGCGGGAGGGACGGCACGUCCGAGACCUACACGUUAUGCGGCACGCCCGAGUACCUGGCCCCGGAGGUCAUCCAUAACAAGGGGCACACCACGGCCGUGGACUGGUGGGCCCUGGGGAUCCUGAUAUACGAGUUCCUGACGGGCUACCCGCCGUUUUGGCAUCAGAACCCAAUCGAGAUAUACAAGCAGAUUGUCGAGAAGCCAGUAAUCUUCCCACAAGAGCCGCCCAUCUCCCCAGAGGCGCAGGAUAUAAUCCGGUCCUUCUGCAACGCGGACCGGUCGCGCAGGCUGGGCAACGUGAGCGGCGGCGCCAAGCGCGUGAAAGAGCACCCCUUCUUCCGGGGCGUCAACUGGGACGACGUCUUCAACCGGCGGCACAGGGGCCCCAUCAUCCCGCCCAUCAGGUUCCCUGGCGACGCGCAGUGCUUCGACAUAUACCCGGAGGAGGACGCCUCGCGGGACAAGUACACCGAGGACCUGAGGGAGAAGUAUGAUGUGUAUUUCCAGGAUUUCUAACCUGGUCGGGUCGCUGGAGUCGGGCGGGACACGGCAUCCUUUCAGCAGCAGCAACAGCAGCAGCAGCAGGGGCGAGGGGCGGGAGCUUUUGAUUUGAUUUGCACCCCCCUCCUGGAGAAAGCACAAGGCUGAGGAGGAGGACGAAGCGAAGUCGGGCAAUAGGAGGAGACAUCAGCGUGGCGGGUUCUGCGAGCGGGUAUUAAACCCCCCUCCACACGCCUGCAGCCACCUUUUUUGAUUUUAUCUGGUCGGGUUGGAUUCAUCAGGUCGAGGGUUGACAAACCCCUCACAUCAACAUCUUUGGAGAGAGCGCCGUGAGCGCCGUGAGCAUUGAGCAUCAGGGAUUUAUUAGAGGACGGGCGGGAGAGCGCAUGGGAGGCAUGGAAUGAACCAGCCGCACGAGAAAGACGAUAUUGUCUUUUAUCAUCGUCGUUAUCCUCAUGUACCACAACAGAAGCAAGCAAAGAUAAGCAAGCACCAAACUGCAGAGACGGGCAGCAGCCGUCUCCAGCCAGCCCUACUGCUCCUCGCGUCUUGCUGCGACGCCUCAUCCGUCACCCUUGUGCGCUUGUGUACGCCUACAUACGUGACACUUGGCCCCCCGGCGCCUCUUCCACAGACUGACUGCAUGUGGCUUCGGUCCGGGCCUUGCCUCAUGUGCGCCCGGUCCAGCCGCAGCAGUACAGCAACCUGGUUACGCGGAGAUCUCUCCCCUGGUUGGUCUGCCUGAACACCCGACUGUGUUCCAUGGGCAUGCCACAGUCACCAACAGUCACGGGGGGGGGAGAGGAUAAUACCCCCUUUACAGAAGCCAGAGUAAAAUUUAAGAUGCCACUAUUUGGGCCUCAGUGCAG